Rubroshorea leprosula is the source of this 1332-nucleotide messenger RNA. Lineage: Eukaryota; Viridiplantae; Streptophyta; Magnoliopsida; Malvales; Dipterocarpaceae. The record is from the annotation of a GenBank genome assembly.
AUUUGUAAAUUUUGAAUGCUUCCGCCUCCGGCAAACUGACGUUGGUAGCUACCCUUCGCCGGAAUUUCUAAUAUCUCAAGCAAGAACAGAAGAGUAGGAAUAAAUGGCCGCUGCUCUCAGUAUGGCUAGUCCACUGACAGCCGCAGUGCUCCCUUCCCAAGGGCUUCGUGGGUCAGCUCGUGGCUUUCUAUGGAGAAAGACCCAGAUAAACGUAAAUCGUUUGCAGCAGAGGCAGUUCUCGAGGAAGGCCGGUUCUAAUGUAAUUACUGCAAAAUUUGAGCUGAAUCCUCCACCUUAUCCUCUGAAUGCAUUGGAACCACAUAUGAGCAGAGAAACCUUUGAGUACCAUUGGGGAAAGCACCAUAGAACUUAUGUUGAGAACCUAAACAAGCAAAUUUCAGGAACAGAGUUGGAUGGAAUGCCCUUGGAAGAUAUCAUCAUUGCUACAUACAACAAGGGCGAUAUACUUCCUGCUUUUAACAAUGCUGCACAGGCAUGGAACCAUGAAUUCUUUUGGGAUUCAAUGAAACCAGGUGGUGGAGGAAAGCCAUCUGGAGAUCUUCUAGAUAUGAUUGAAAGAGAUUUUGGUUCUUUUGAAAAAUUUGCGGAAGAAUUCAAGUCUACAGCAGCUACACAGUUUGGCUCUGGCUGGGCUUGGCUUGCAUACAAAGCAAAUAGACUUGAUGUGGACAAUGCAGUAAAUCCACUAGCUUCUGAGAAGGACAAAAGGCUUGUGAUAGUGAAAAGUCCAAAUGCUGUAAAUCCCCUUGUUUGGGAUUACUUUCCACUCCUUACCAUUGAUGUCUGGGAGCAUGCAUAUUACCUUGACUUUCAGAACCGACGACCAGAUUACAUAUCAACAUUCAUGGAGAAGCUUGUGUCAUGGGAUGCAGUCAGUUUAAGACUUGAGAAAGCAAAGGCUCUAGCCGCUGAGAGAGAAGAAGAAGAACAGAGAAAGAAAAAGGAGGAAGAAGAGGAGAAACUAUCUGAGGGUGAUAAUGUGGAGAUGUACUUGGACAGUGACUCUGAUGAUUCUGAGGCUGACUAAAUUUAAAUUAUCAGUAGAAGAAACGUUGUGAGAUAUUCCCCUACCGAUUGCAACUUUGGAAUUUUGAGGUAGGAGGAUAGUUGAGCGGCAAAGAGGAAACCUUUUUGGCAUCCAUAUACCUGCAUUGUUUUCUCAUAGAUUGAUCUGUUGUAUCGGUGCCAAAGUAAGAAAUAAUGCAGUCAGUUGUUUUUUGUUGAAUCAAUGCCUUCUACUGUUUCUUCCAGGAAACGCAUCAGUUGUUCACCAAAGACACGGAAAUGUGUCAAUGAACUUAUAUCAUUUUG